AUGCGUUGGCUACAGAACCUCGCCCUUUGGGCGUUGGUCGCUCCCUUUGCGCAGGCUAAUGUUGCCGACCCGGCCUAUGACGCCGCACCCACCCACGAGGAGUUUGUCUUGUUCCGCAGCGCCAACAUGGCUUCGCCCGACAAGCUUUCCACCGGCAUUGGCUUCCACUCGUUCCGUAUCCCGGCCGUCGUCCGCACGGCCACCGGCCGGAUUCUCGCCUUUGCCGAAGGCCGCCGCCACGACAACCGGGACUUUGGCGACAUCAACCUAGUCUACAAGCGCACCAAGACCACCACCAGCGGCGGUAAGACGGCGGGAGAUUGGGAGGGCCUCAAGGAGGUCGUCGGCUCUGGCGACGGUACCUGGGGUAACCCUACCGCUGUGGUGGAUGGCAACACCAUCUACCUUUUCCUGUCCUGGAACAGUGGUGCAUACAGCCAGAAGGGCAAUGACGUUCUCCCCGACGGUACCGUUACCAAGAAGAUCGACAGCACCUGGGAAGGCCGUCGCCAUCUCUACUUGACGCAGAGCACCGACGACGGCGCUACGUGGUCCAAGCCCCAGGAUCUCACCAAGACUCUGACCCCGGACGGCCAGGCCUGGGACGCCGUCGGCCCCGGCAACGGCAUCAAACUGACCACCGGCGAACUUGUCAUCCCCGCUCAAGGCCGCAACAUCAUCGGCACCGGCCCCGCCGGCAACCGCACUUGGACCAAGCAGAUCCUCUCGGGGGCUGGAUCGGAAGCCACCAUCGCUCAGACCCCCGACGGCAAGCUCUACCGCAACGACCGCCCCAGCUCGACGCAGUCCACUUACCGGAGGGUGGCGCGCGGCACGCUCUCCGGCUUCGGCUCCUUCUCCUCCGACACCGGUCUGCCCGACCCGCGGUGCGAGGGUUCGGUACUGCUGUACAACACCAAGGAUGCUAACGGGCCGGCGCGCACCAUCUUCCUGAACUCUGCCAGCGCCGACAGCCGGUUGGCCAUGCGGGUGCGCAUCAGCUACGACGAUAACGCGGCCAAGUUCAACUACGGCCGCAAGCUGUCCGAUGCAUCCGUGUCCGGGGUGGGCAACCAGGGCGGGUAUUCGAGCAUGUGCAAGACGCCCGAUUUCAAGAUUGGCGCGUUGGUGGAGAACGAUCUCUACAACGACAAGGGCGGCAAGAACUCAUACCGCUCGAUUACUUGGCGGCGGUUCAACCUGUCUUGGAUUCUUCACGGGCCUAACAACUAG
Dichotomopilus funicola is the source of this 1233-nucleotide messenger RNA. RefSeq names its product glycoside hydrolase. Gene Ontology annotation, biological process: ganglioside catabolic process; oligosaccharide catabolic process. NCBI's taxonomy places the organism in Eukaryota, Fungi, Ascomycota, Sordariomycetes, Sordariales, Chaetomiaceae. The transcript has a single exon. Gene Ontology annotation, cellular component: membrane; intracellular membrane-bounded organelle; cytoplasm. Gene Ontology annotation, molecular function: exo-alpha-sialidase activity. The record is from RefSeq and is a predicted model, not a curated record. Bases 1 to 1233 code for a protein of 410 amino acids.